UCGGUAAACUGAACGUAAUGGUGGUGUGAAGAUUGUUUAGCUAUUGACUGAUCUAAUAUUUUUAUUAUUUGUAUUUUAUAAUUAAUUAGCGUUAAUUAUAAAUUUAGUGUUGUGGCUGCGGCCAUAUUAUGCUUUCUUAUGUGGAACCUUAAGCCGCCAGUGUUGGCCGAGGAGGGUGGCAAUCAAUGUAGAAAACGUUCCCUUCCGAGCAGCGAACAGUGCCUCAAAAAAGCAAAAUCUGACGAUAUGAGUGCCAACGAGAAGAAAUCGAACUUUUCAUUGUUAACUCCAAAUACUAAUGGAGCUGUGAAAUUGUCGUCAACAUCUAUGAACAAGCCAGGGGCGACUACAAAGAAGCUAAUAAUAAAAAAUUUCAAAAGUAAACCGAAUCUGCCGGAGAACUACCAGGAGACGACAUGGAGCAAGUUGCGAGAGGCGGUGAUCGCGAUCCAGACGUCGAAAGCCAUUGCGUACUCUCUGGAGGAGCUGUACCAGGCAGUAGAGAAUAUGUGCAGCCAUAAGAUGGCAUCUCAACUAUAUGUAAACUUAACCAACCUAGUGGAAGCCCAUGUCAAGGCAAACAUCGAGCAGUUCCUGUCUGAGAGUAUGGACCGGCAGGUGUUCCUCAAACGCAUGGAUGACUGCUGGCGGGCACAUUGCCGGCAGAUGAUCAUGAUCCGCAGCAUCUUCUUGUACCUGGACCGCACUUAUGUGCUGCAGAACCCUAGCAUUCAUUCAAUUUGGGACAUGGGCCUAGACCUAUUCCGGCAUCACAUAGCUAUGAACACAUUAGUGCAGACCCGCACGGUGGAUGGGCUGCUGCUGCUAAUAGAGCGGGAGCGGGGAGGGGACGCAGUCGACCGCUCCUUGCUCAAGAGUCUGCUACGGAUGCUCUCUGACUUGCAGAUUUAUCAGAAAGCUUUUGAAAAUAAGUUCUUACAAGCCACCGAGAGGCUUUAUGCCGCUGAAGGCCAACGCCUGAUGCGAGAGCUGGCUGUCCCCCAAUACUUGGCUCAUGUGGAGAAACGGUUGCGGGAGGAAAACGAGCGGUUGCUGCAUUAUCUGGACCCAUCUACCAAAUGGCAGCUGGUGCACACGAUAGAGCGGCAGCUGCUGAGUGAGCACCUGGCGGGCAUCCUCAGCAAGGGGCUGGAGGCGCUGAUGGCGGGCCCGCGGGUCGCCGACCUCACGUCGCUCUACGGCCUCUUCGGCCGCGUCAAGGACGGCCACGCGCAGCUCUGCAACCACUUCAACGCUUACAUCAAGAAAAAAGGUCGCACGAUAGUGAUAGAGCCGGAGCGCGACAAAAGCAUGGUGUCGGAGCUGCUGGAGUUCAAGGAGCAGCUGGACCGCGUGGUCAGCGUCUGCUUCCAGCGCAACGACAAGUUCUUGUACUCCAUGCGCGAGGCCUUCGAGCACUUCAUCAACCAGCGGCAGAACAAGCCCGCUGAACUGAUUGCCAAGUUUGUGGACGUGAAAUUGCGCGCGGGCAACAAGGAAGCGACCGAGGAGGAACUCGAGAGGUUGUUAGACAAGAUCAUGGUGUUGUUCCGGUUCAUACACGGCAAGGAUGUCUUCGAGGCUUUCUACAAGAAGGACCUCGCAAAGAGACUGCUGGUGGGCAAGUCGGCGUCGGUGGACGCGGAGAAGUCGAUGCUGAGCAAACUGAAGCAGGAGUGCGGGGGAGGGUUCACCUGCAAACUGGAGGGCAUGUUCAAGGAUAUGGAACUUAGCAAAGACAUCAAUAUCACUUAUAAACAGCACCUGGCGCUGGCGACGCCGCCGACGGGCGCGCUGGAGCUGUCGGUGUACAUCCUGACGCAGGGCUUCUGGCCCACGUACCCGGCGGCGGACGUGCGGCUGCCGCUCGCGCUCACGAGACAUCAGGAUCACUUCAGCAAGUUCUACCUCGCCAAGCACUCCGGCCGCAAGCUGCAGUGGCAGGCCACGCUCGGCCACUGCGUGCUGCGCGCCAGCUUCUCACAGGGUAACAAAGAGCUGCAAGUGUCGCUGUUCCAAGCGCUCGUGCUGCUUCUGUUCAAUGAUGGAGACAACCUCGCUUUUGAAGACAUAAAGACCGCCACGAACAUUGAGGAUGGCGAACUCCGGCGCACACUGCAGUCGCUGGCUUGCGGUAAAGCGCGAGUGUUGAGCAAAACGCCGCGCGGGAGGGAAGUCGCGGACGGGGACCACUUCUCCUUCAACGCUGACUUCACCAACAAGCUGUUCCGCAUCAAGAUCAACCAAAUCCAGAUGAAAGAGACGAGCGAGGAACAGAAGGCCACCGAGGAGCGAGUGUUCCAGGACCGGCAGUACCAGAUCGACGCGGCCAUCGUGCGCGUCAUGAAGAUGCGCAAGGCGCUCUCGCACAAUCUGCUCAUCUCCGAGCUCUACAACCAGCUCAAGUUUCCUGUCAAGCCGGCAGACCUCAAGAAACGCAUAGAGUCACUCAUCGACCGCGACUAUAUGGAGCGAGACAAGGACAACCCCAACCAAUACAACUACGUCGCGUAACCCUCCUCUCCCCCAACACUACCCCCCUCAUCCCCACCCCUAGCGCGACACUCGUAUGCCGCUACCCCAGCGGAUUUCGACUGGCGAAUCAACAAGUUCGUGUUUAAUAAUAAACGAUACUUUUGUUUUUACAUAUGUGUCUAGGUUUUUCGAUAAGAUAUUUUCCGUUUUACUAAAAAAUAAAAAACGAUGCUAAACAAUUCCUAAACACAUUAUAUUUCCAGUUUUGGAUGGAUGUUUAAAUGACAUUUUCUAGUUGUCAGGUAUCUUAUUAUUUUGGGCGUAUAAUGUGUUUAGCAAAGUUUAAAUAUUGGUUUAAAUCUUACGGAUUGUGCCCAAUAAUGUUUGUUCUACAGUGUAUCUAAUACAGGUUUUCAAAUACUAUUUGGUAGGAAACGGUCUAUGAUUUUGAACGAAUGUGUUAGAGAAUUUAUCUUGUAAUAUAAUUUUGUACAAACAAGGUAUUGUCGUUUCGUUCCAAAGACUGAGAAAACUAUAGACGCUGUUUUGACGUAGCCACAAGACUAUCUAAUACACGGCAGAUUGACAUAAAACAGGGUCCACGAUGAGGAACAAAAGAUAUUAGUGAUCUGUAUGUAUCUGUCUGUAUGUAUCAUAUCAUGCAUUUAUAAUGCGCGUUAAUCUUGUAAGAAAUAUGUGGAAGAUAGACAAUGUCUAUACUUUUCUCUGUCUACUUUUCGUUCACACAUUUACAGGGACUGAAUCAUUGUUCUAUCGCAAAGAAUGUAUCGUUUAUAUGCUUAGUUGGUGGUGAAAUGACAUGCAAGGAAUUUGUUUAUUAAUAGGUCAUUCGUUCAUCAGUUCAAUCGUACCUAUUUCAUUAAAAAUCAUAUUAAAAUUUUAAUUUUGAAAACAUUAAUAUAGACAAUUUUUAUUGUCAAAAUUAGUUAAAAAGAAUGUGUGACAUGCAUUUUAAUAGCUUUCUUAUACAUAUAACAAAGUCAUUUCCAAUUCGUUAAUUUUAUAUGUAAAUGCUUAUAAAUUUUGUCCGUAACAACCAUAUUAAUAGUAUAGUGUAGGCUUCAGAUAGUAGGAACACUUGGGCAGGAGUCUUGUAUGGCAUACUAGUAUCAUAGGCAGUGCUAGUGAGCACAUACGUGUGCUCUAUAAGCGAUGCUAGCUCCGUGCCUUUGGAAAAAUAAUCACACAAUAUCUGCUAACAAGAAAACGCGGGAAAAUUGCAUACGGAUGUCGGCAAACGACCCUUUUAAUUUACAACUGGUUGGCUAGGUUAUUUAAAUGCAACUUACAAUAGGGGAUUUUCUGUUCCAACUUAGUUUACUUGGUACAGCUAUGAAUAUAGGACAAUUCCUUGUGAAUAGAACUGUAGUGGAGCGCGAAUAUGGUCCUAAUUGGUAAAAUAAUAAGGAUCAUGGUUUGUCCUCUGAACGAAUUUGAUAUUGUAACGUGGGUUGGUUCUGUGAUGCCAAAUAAAAUGGACCAGAUCUAGGAGAAAGGCAACACGGAGAACGACAAUUGCCAAUGAUUUAGUACGUGAAAAUUUAUUUAAAUAUUUUGGGAAACAAGCAACUUGUUCGUUUAUGUAUAAAUAAAUAUUUAUAGUUAAGUUUCAUUACUUUUUCGUUUCCUUUGAUCCUAAUAUUUCCUGUCAUUUUUUUCUGUAAAACAAGAUCUUUAAUAAAACUGAUUGAUAGAUUAAUAAUAAAAUCACUUCAAUGAAUUCAAAAAUACGAACAUUUUCCAAUGUUAUAAUAUUAAAAAGCAGCUACACAGCCUGCCACUUCUCUAUAUUCACACUAAAAAUCAAUUCAAAUAGACUUAGACUAUGUAUUUAAACAUUGUUAUAUCGCCAACUUGAUAAAAACGCUUGAAAUUACUAUUACCUUGGUGAGGUGAUACCCAGUAAUGUUGACUGGUAAUAAACGUAGUAUAUAAAACUUAGGUAUAAUUUAAUUACAUAACGUGUGAUAUUAGACAAUCGUUUGCCCUCCAAGGACGCAUUUCAAGUUCUUUAGUUAAACUACAUUAGGCUUGCCUCAAGACUGCUGAAAGUAGCGUCGGUUCGGUAACAUGACAAUUGGUGUGCAAUGUUUCAUAGUUAUAUGCUGUUGUGGCGUGCAUAGUGAUUGAAUAUGUUUGUGUGUAUCACAUUGAGUAUUUAUCGCAAUGGAAUAAUACCAAAUACGAGUUUAGUUGCGCCCCAGAUCACUAGUUGCGUCAAUACGGAGGGAAUACUAAUUAAAAACACUAUUUAUAAUUUUC
Plodia interpunctella (Indianmeal moth) is the source of this 4758-nucleotide messenger RNA. It is a transcript of the gene Cul4, whose product is annotated as Cullin 4. Bases 139 to 2514 code for a protein of 791 amino acids. Gene Ontology annotation, biological process: protein ubiquitination; DNA damage response; ubiquitin-dependent protein catabolic process. Gene Ontology annotation, cellular component: Cul4-RING E3 ubiquitin ligase complex. NCBI's taxonomy places the organism in Eukaryota, Metazoa, Arthropoda, Insecta, Lepidoptera, Pyralidae. The transcript has 14 exons. Gene Ontology annotation, molecular function: ubiquitin protein ligase binding. The record is from RefSeq and is a predicted model, not a curated record.